AGUGCGCGGGCCGCCGACGCUCUAGUUCAGCCACCAACUCGGAGAAUGGGAGUAUAUAAGGAGAGCGGCGCGUGUGCGCGCGACACUCGGAGGAGAUCGCCAUGAAACUGUUCGUGCUCGCCGCGUUGGUCGCCGUGACCGUGGCCGCACCUCAGGGUGCCAGGACGGCGUCGUCCACACCCAUCCCCAUUCUGGAGUACCAGAACGACUUCGGCGGCGAUGGCAACUACCAGUUCAGGUUUAAGACUGGCAACGAGAUCGAUCGCGAGGAAGAGGGGGCGCUGAAGGAGGUGGUCGUGCAGAACGACGAGGGCCAGGACGAGGUGCGACGCGUCAACGUCGUCAGAGGAGUCAUACGUUACCCCAAGGAGGACGGCUCCUUCUACGAAGCUCAGCUACAUUGCCGACGAGCUGGGCUUUCGGCCGGUGAGCUCCGACAUCCCGACGGCGCCGUUGCCUUGAGAGACGCGCUCGGCCCGGGGGGAGACCAGCGGAGAUCUGUAGCGGAGACGACGGAGAUCUGUAGCGGAGACGAGCGGAGAUCUGUCGAGCAUUCGAGACUCGAGACGCUCGAGAUGCACCGUUCCAGCCACGCGCCCCACCGACCGCCUGUUUUGUUGUGUCGUACAAGGAUGUUCUUGACUAUGUGUUAACGCGCGGUUGCGCAGGUUAUUUCAAUAAAUAUAUGUUUAAGUGUCUGU
Molecule: messenger RNA, 701 nt
Organism: Pollicipes pollicipes
Lineage: Eukaryota; Metazoa; Arthropoda; Thecostraca; Pollicipedomorpha; Pollicipedidae
Exons: 4
Coding region: 102-653 (183 amino acids)
Source: RefSeq, a predicted model, not a curated record